CUCUGCUACCCCUCCUUCUCUCACUUUCUCUCUCUUUCUUUUCUCUCUCUCUCUCUCUCUCUCUCAAAACCAGAAGGAAAGAAAAGAAACAGAGUAAUCUGUUUCUCUCGGUUUUAAUUCAAGCUGGCGAUCGAUAAUCAGGAGUCUGCUGUUCGAGAAAUCAAGCCCAAGAGCAGGAGAAUCAUGGGUGCUGGGGGUCCUGAUGAGGAAGACAACAGGUGGCCGCCAUGGUUGAAACCUCUGCUGAGGGAGAGCUUCUUUGUUCAAUGCAAGUUGCAUGCUGACUCUCACAAGAGCGAAUGCAAUAUGUAUUGCUUGGACUGCAUGAAUGGAGCUCUCUGUUCUCUCUGUCUGGGCUACCACCAGGAUCAUCGUGCUAUUCAGAUAAGGAGAUCAUCAUACCAUGAUGUGAUCAGGGUUUCUGAGAUUCAGAAAGUGCUGGACAUCACCGGUGUCCAGACCUACAUUAUCAACAGCGCAAGAGUCGUCUUCCUGAAUGAACGCCCGCAGCCUAGGCCUGGAAAAGGAGUCACCAACACCUGCGAGGUCUGCGAGCGUAGCCUCCUCGAUUCAUUCCGCUUCUGUUCCCUUGGCUGCAAGAUUGUGGGUACGUCAACGAAUUUCCAGAAGAAGAAGCAUCAGCAGCCGGCGACAGCGUCGUCGGACUCGGAGGAAUCGUACAGUAGCAGCAGCCAUGGGCGGCAGGCGCAGAACGCAGUCCAGAGUUUUAGUCCCUCGACACCUCCCCCAACUGCAGUAAAUUACAGAACGGCCAAGCGAAGAAAGGGGAUUCCGCACAGGGCCCCAAUGGGAGGACUCAUCAUAGAAUACUAUUAGUCUCCUACAAGUAUCGUGCUCAUCAGCUAAUUCCGAAAAUACCCUCAUAUACAAUACUAGUUUUCACAAUGGCCCUCCAGUCCUAGAGCUUUUUACCAAAAGGCCAGCAUUGGAGAAAGGCUCCCCUCUUAUCGCAAGCAGUGUGUACAUAGAAGGAAGGCUUAGAAGCCUGCAGCAGUGGAAGCAGAAGCAGAAGGCAGAGAACAGAAAGGAAAGAAAUAAGACUAAUAUGAAGGACUGAAUGGUGAAGUAGAAAAAAAUAAGGUUAGCAUAUGAUAAUGAUAAUAAUAAUAAUAGGAGUGGGGUUUAGGAGUGAUUAUACAUAAGUUUUGGGAAGUGGAGUGAAAUGUAAAUAGUGGUUUUGUGUAGAGCCUUAGAUGAAGGAUGUCUCCUUGUAAACAGGAGGAUGUCUAUAUAUGGAAUUUAAUAAUAGAUUUUAUUUUAAGAGUGACCUAUUUCCAUUUUUA
Molecule: messenger RNA, 1304 nt
Organism: Vitis riparia (riverbank grape)
Lineage: Eukaryota; Viridiplantae; Streptophyta; Magnoliopsida; Vitales; Vitaceae
Exons: 4
Coding region: 184-837 (217 amino acids)
Source: RefSeq, a predicted model, not a curated record